Molecule: messenger RNA, 1167 nt
Organism: Podospora pseudocomata
Lineage: Eukaryota; Fungi; Ascomycota; Sordariomycetes; Sordariales; Podosporaceae
Gene: CWC25
Product: RNA-splicing factor
Exons: 1
Coding region: 1-1167 (388 amino acids)
Biological process (GO): mRNA splicing, via spliceosome
Cellular component (GO): U2-type spliceosomal complex
Source: RefSeq, a predicted model, not a curated record
AUGGGUUCCGGAGACCUUAACAUGAAAAAGAGCUGGCAUCCCCAGCGGUCAGCCAAUCUCGCAGCCACUCAAAAAGCCGAAGCCGAAGCGAUUGCCGAACGCAAGAAACUCCAACAGCGACUCCAGGAGAUUGAAGAGGAGCGAAAAAAGGAGGAGAUUCAAAAGGCGCUCGAGGCGGCAGGCGGCAAGCGCAAAAUUGAUCGCGUCGAAUGGAUGUACGCUGGGCCGACUGGGCAGGCUGGAGAUGCCGCGGAAAACGAGGCCUACCUGCUCGGGAAGCGCCGCAUCGACAAACUGCUUCAGGAUAACGAGGUGAAGAAGCUCUCGAAGCAGUCUGCGAUCGAGGAUGUUGCUGCGGCCCCAGCUAUCGCUAACCCUCGAGAUGUCGCCGCAAAGAUUAGGGAGGACCCACUGCUGGCGAUUAAGAGACAGGAACAAGAGGCAUAUGAAAAGAUGAUGAACGACCCAGUCAAGAGGAGGCAAAUUUUCGCGUCGAUGGGUAUCGAAGACCCCCAGUCAUCCAAGAGCAAGGAAGAGAGGAGGCACAAGCAUCGCUCCCACCAUCACCGAUCACACCGUCACCGUGACGACGACAGAGAUGGCGAGAGGCGUUCCCGACGGCACAGGUCAGAAUCCAGGGACAGAUCCAGGAGUCCUCGACGACGCGACUCUCGCGAUGAUGAUCGACGAAGACGCAGAAGAGACUCACCCGAGCGCCGAGGUAAAGACAGAAGAGACAGCCGCGACAGAAGAGACAGCGGUGAUAGGAGAGACAGUCGCGACAGGCGGGAUAGCCGUGAUGGAAGGGAUAGCCGCGAUAGGAGAGACAACUAUGAAAGACGAGACAACCGCGGCAGACGAGAGAAUGACGAGAGACGGGACAGGCCUCGCCGGGAUUUCGAAGAUCGCAGUGGCAACCAGGACCACAGCGCGCAGGAGGAGGAGCGUGCGCGUAAGCUUGCCGCCAUGCAAGAGGCGGCUACCGACCUGGACAAAACCCGCCAAGAGAGGCUUGCUGCCAUCGAGGCUCGAGAGCGGGCAGAAAAGGAGGCAGAGGACUUGGCUCGUCAGCGAAACAAGAGAUACGGUGGUGAUGCUGGGUUUGCCAACAAACUUCACAGCAGAGCGGCCGAGAUGAAGAUUGCAGACCGGGCCGAGCGACGGUAA